Messenger RNA from Hyla sarda, 1621 nucleotides. It is a transcript of the gene CAPZA1, whose product is annotated as capping actin protein of muscle Z-line subunit alpha 1. Gene Ontology annotation, molecular function: actin filament binding. The coding region runs from base 146 to 1009 and encodes 287 amino acids. Gene Ontology annotation, biological process: actin cytoskeleton organization; barbed-end actin filament capping. The record is from RefSeq and is a predicted model, not a curated record. Lineage: Eukaryota; Metazoa; Chordata; Amphibia; Anura; Hylidae. Gene Ontology annotation, cellular component: F-actin capping protein complex; actin cortical patch. The transcript is spliced from 10 exons.
CAGAGCGUUUACUGUCGCCGCUCUGACCCCACCAACAUGGCGUCCGCUCAGUAUCCCCACUUCCGCCUUGGAUCGGAAGUUCCCCCUCCCUUCCCGCGGUGCUUUGCGCUCUCCUCUCGCCGGGGCUGGGCCAGUUGCAGCCAAGAUGGCAGACUAUGAGGAUCGGGUGUCUGAUGAGGAGAAGGUGCGUAUCGCUGCAAAAUUCAUCACCCACGCACCGCCAGGGGAGUUCAAUGAGGUCUUUAACGAUGUCCGGUUACUCCUCAACAAUGACAAUCUGCUCAGGGAGGGAGCAGCACAUGCAUUUGCCCAGUACAACAUGGAUCAGUUUACCCCUGUAAAGAUUGAAGGUUACGACGACCUGGUCCUUAUUACAGAACAUGGAGACAUGGGCAAUGGCAGGUUCUUGGAUCCUCGGAACAGGAUUUCCUUUAAAUUUGACCACCUGAGAAAAGAUGCAAGUGAUGCCCAUCCCGAUGAAACAACAGAUUCCACUUUAAAAUCUUGGCGAGAUGCUUGUGACAGCGCUUUAAGAGCCUAUGUGAAAGACCACUAUCCCAGCGGCGUUUGUACUGUGUAUGCAAAGACUAUAGAUGGACAGCAGACAGUUAUCGCCUGUAUUGAGAGCCACCAGUUCCAGCCCAAAAACUUUUGGAAUGGUCGUUGGAGGUCUGAGUGGAAGUUCACUAUUUCACAAUCCACUGCUCAACUGGUUGGAGUGCUGAAGAUUCAGGUGCACUACUAUGAAGAUGGUAAUGUUCAGCUGGUUAGCCAUAAAGACGUGCAGGAAUCCAUAACAAUCUCUGGGGAGGCGCAAACUGCCAAGGAGUUUAUAAAGAUUAUAGAACAAGCAGAAAAUGAUUACCAGACUGCCAUAAGUGAAAACUAUCAGACAAUGUCAGACACCACUUUCAAAGCCUUACGUCGGCAGCUGCCCGUCACCCGCACCAAGAUCGACUGGAACAAAAUUCUCAGCUACAAGAUUGGCAAAGAAAUGCAAAACGCUUGAUCAUUUUAAAAGAGCUACAGCCGUGUCUAGUGUGCAAAGCAAAGUCGGAAGUGUUUGGUCUUACACGUAUUCUGUGCGACCCCUUAUGUGCCAGAACGGCCAGCAGAAUAUUCUUUUCUGGCCGUCCUUCGGCACCAAUGGGGUUAAAAUGAAACGAAACAAAAAAAAAUAGGGGUUUAUAAAAUGUGAUAUUUUGCUAGGGCCUACAAAGUUAUUGUAUUUUCUAACCUAGAAGCGCUGCAGAACAAUCGGCUUUGUUUUAUAUUCUUCUCUCAGAAGCCUGUAAAUGUGAUCACUGUGUAGGUUGGUUCAGUUUUUUAUUUUUAUCUUUUUACAAUUGACUUCUUGAUGUUAGAAAACGUACCAGCUUUGGACGCUCUUUUAAGCUCUAUUUAUAGAGCUAGGGAUAAAACAAGGAAUGUUUUCCGCUAAGUCAAUGGCACUUGUAAGGUUAAAGGGUACCUCUCAUCAAAUAAACUUUUGAUAUAUUUUAGAUUAAUGAAUGUGGAAUAACUUUCCAAUAGCAUGUUAAUGAAAAAUAUGCUUCUUUCUAUUGUAUUUUUCCCGAUCAGUCCUGUCAGCAAGCAUUUCUGACUCAUGCUGAAGUCCUAA